Molecule: messenger RNA, 1739 nt
Organism: Setaria italica (foxtail millet)
Lineage: Eukaryota; Viridiplantae; Streptophyta; Magnoliopsida; Poales; Poaceae
Exons: 2
Coding region: 901-1263 (120 amino acids)
Source: RefSeq, a predicted model, not a curated record
CACAUGAUCUGCCUGGUUCUGAGUCUCCUUUUGGCUGAAUUUUGGGUGUGUUUAUUAGAGAUGGUUUUGUUAGAUCCGAAAUCAAUCAAAUGCUAAUUUGUGCCAUUUCUUUUCAACGGUCAAAGAUGAGCGGCGCGCACCAUGCCAACAUAAACAAACGGAGCAACAAAGGUUGAUAGGAAGGGCUGGCGCCUGCCGGUCGUUACUUUUCAAAGAGGGGAGCUGCAAGCAAAACAGCCCAUUGGCGCACGCCCCCGUUCGUUCCAAAAGAUAUUUGGGCAUGGGAGGUGCAGAUGAUGGUAUAAUCUCACGUCCCCUUGUGCGGAAGCCGACGCUUGGCAACUUGCCGCGUCAUAUGAGCACGACGCGGCGCGCCUGAAACCGGGCAUUUCGCUUGCAUUAUUCUUAUCUCGCGUGAUGCCGCUAAUUCCAUAUCAUCCUUCUUCAACCUUGACGACACUAAUUCGUUAUGAGAGAAAAAUACUGUUGAUGACUAAUAAAUCGACUUCCAAACUCGCGCCAGUUAACUAGUCUUGCAGCCGGCAGGUUAGUCCUGGACGAGUGGACCAGUUAACUAGGCUUGCAGUCUCGUGGACGCGGCGGUAAAUUUUCUGUCCUGCAUUAUAUAUUGGCCCGCCUGGCGGCCUACCGCUGCCGCCUCCCUUCCUUGCCUCCUCUGCUUUUCUCCUCCGUUUCCGCUCACACAACGGCAACAGCAAGCGCGGCUCGAAGAGGAGAGCCACUCCAUCGUCCAUCCAUCGAGCUCUCAGCAUCUUCGUGCUAGGCGGCUUUCUUCCUCUUGACGCACCGCUCCCGGCCCGCGCCCCGUACCACGGCACCGGCGGCCUCGCUCUUCCCCCGACUUCCGAAUCCGCACCGCUUCUUCCGUUCCCAUCAGAGAUGGCUUCCGUCGCCGGCGCCGCCAAGUUCGCGCUCGCCGUCGCGCUCGGCUGCGCCUACAUCCUCACCCCGAUCCUCGACUUCCUCGACGGGGUCUCGCCGCGCAGCGCCGUCCUCGACGCGGCCGUCGCCGUCGUCCUUGUCACCCUCCCGAUCACCUACCUCCUCGGCGUGAUCCUAGUCUUUCUCCACGUGACCCCGGCGCCGCCCAUGCCACCGGGGACCCCCAGGCAGCUCGCUGGCCUGGCCUGCACCUUUGCGUCCACCUUGCUCGCAGUGCUCGCCGUGCCACUCGUCGCGUUCAUGUUCCUCGCUGGCGCCGUAGGCAGUGGCUGCUCGCCGCCGGGAUGCGGCCAGAGGUGAGACGGCGAUUACAUCGGCAAAGGCAGACAACAAAACCGUGCACCGACCAAAUUAAGCUAUGUGGAGAUGACUCACUGCGACAUUUUCUCCUUUCAUCCCGGCGGCGAGCUAGAUUCGCCAUGAUAUCUCUGUAGAUCCUUGCCAAUUUUAUCAUAUACUUUUUUCCAGGAUAGUUCUUGACCACGAAUCCUUCAAUCCAGCUAGAGCUAAGUGAGACUGGUCUAUGGAGUCGUUGGAAUCUUCCACCACACGCCCAGGAUACGGCCACACCUGGACAGUCCCAGUUCCUGUUCCAGUUACAACACAGAGGUGUCGACGCUCCGGCGGGUGUUCAGCUACCGAACUCGGUGUCCUGCUUGGCCUGAUGAAGAAGUCGAAGAGCACCUGUUUGGAUAAGCAUGCUGUAGACUCGCAGUUAACUAAGCUGUAACCUCUGUAUGACGUAUGGUGUAUAGUAUUUUGUCUCACCAUUUCUA